This is a messenger RNA of Dermacentor albipictus, 3570 nucleotides long. RefSeq names its product BTB/POZ domain-containing protein 2-like. Gene Ontology annotation, cellular component: P-body; cytosol. NCBI's taxonomy places the organism in Eukaryota, Metazoa, Arthropoda, Arachnida, Ixodida, Ixodidae. Gene Ontology annotation, molecular function: protein binding. The record is from RefSeq and is a predicted model, not a curated record. Gene Ontology annotation, biological process: neurogenesis.
CGCUUUAUACUCUGCUUGCAAUCACCGAAGCCAGCUAUGCUGUGCCGUGAAUAUUUUUUGUUUAAUUCAAAAGCUCAUUCCAAUCAGGAGCAAACACCACUAUAACAUCCUUUCGACUCUCCUAUCUGUGCAAUCCCAUCGCUCGCAUCGUAGGAUCCACAGCAUCCUGUGCCUGCGCUACAUGUUGCAGCAUCUGCACCGGCAGGCACAACCUACAGAACACCUAGCACAGCUGCUUCCCGCAUCACCAGCGUUGAGAGGCUUGUCAUAUAAACUCUUGUUUGCAAGAUAAUGUAGGCUAUCGACUGCUGCGCGAUCACUUCGAUCGGCGGGUUCUGUAGACGAUACCUUUCUCCCCUUGCUGGAGCAUUGCUUCCGUUACUUGUAAAGGAAGCUGGAGAAUGGAGUCUCCAUGCAUCGUUCAAAUGAUGUGACUGCCCGGCAUCGUUCGUGAUCACUGUCGUUAAAGGAAACUGGUGUGAAGCUCAUCGAACCUGCAUUAUGGCUGGUAUUGGAGAGGACACUCCCAGCAACAUGACGAGUGAAAGUGAUGCAGCCGCUAGCCAGGCGGGCCAGAGCAAAUCAUUUGGGACUUGCUGUGACCAACAUGCUGUUGAGAGCCCUGCAAAUGCUUCACCACCAAUGAACCGCCGAGGCAGCGAUGCCUCACAGUGUCUUACAACCAACGGUGUGCGAGCACGUGGUGACGAUUCACUGGCGCCUAUUGGAUCAAACAGUGGCCAAGUGCUGUUCAACUGGCAAGCUUCGAAGAGCACCGUGCAGGAGCGGCUGUCUUUUCUAUUCAACAAGGAAAUCCUCAGUGACGUACGUUUCCUGGUUGGCCGGGGUGCGCAGCAGCAACGGUUGCCUGCUCACAAGUUUGUACUGUCCGUAGGAAGUGCCGUCUUUGACGCAAUGUUUAAUGGGGCCCUGGCGACAAAUUCGGAAGAGGUGGAGCUUCCUGAUGUGGAACCUGCUGCUUUCCUGGCCCUACUCAAGUUCCUGUACUCUGACCAAGUACAGAUUGGUGCUGAGACCGUCAUGACCACCCUCUACACAGCAAAGAAGUAUGCAGUGCCUGCUCUGGAGAAGGCUUGUGUUGACUUUCUACAGCGACAGCUGAGUAGUGACAACGCCUUUCUGCUCCUAGCACAAGCACGGCUAUUUGAUGAGCCUCAGCUGGCAGCACUCUGUCUCGACACUAUUGACAAGUGCACAGCAGAAGCCCUUGCAGCGGAAGGCUUUGUGGACAUUGACCGGGACACCCUGUGCGCUGUACUUGAGCGAGACACACUCCGUAUCCGGGAGGUGAAACUGUUUGCUGCUUCUGUGCGCUGGGCGGAGGCGGAGUGUGUGAGGACAGGACGUCCUGUCACUGCGGACAACAAGCGUGCUGCUCUGGGUCGGGCACUGUUUCUAGUGCGCUUCCCACUCAUGAGCAUCGAGGAGUUUGCACUAGGGCCAGCACAAAGUGGCUUGCUGACGGACAGGGAGCUGGUCUCCCUGUUUCUACACCUUACGGUGAACCCAAAACCACCUGUCAUGUUUCCGGACAGCCCUCGCUGCUGCAUCUUGGGCAAAGAACAGGUGGUGGCACGCUUUCAACAGACCGAGAGCCGUUGGGGCUACUCUGGAACAUCUGACCGUAUACGGUUUGCAGUGGACAGGAAGAUCUUUGUGCUCGGCUAUGGAUUAUAUGGGUCUAUUCAUGGCCCUUCGGACUAUGAUGUCAACAUUCAGCUCAUUCAGACAGGCUCUGGCCAAGUGCUUGGCUCACAUGAUACAAGCUUUAAUAGCGAUGGAUCACCAACCAGAUUUCGUGUGCUCUUCAAGAGCCCAGUGGAAGUGACUCCCAAUGUCAACUACACAGCUUGUGCCACACUCAAGGGACCAGACUCUCAUUAUGGAACAAAGGGCUUGCGCAAGGUAACGCUCGACUGCCCUCGUGGGAGCAAGGUUACGUUCCAGUUCACCUAUGCUGCUGGAAACAACAAUGGCACCUCUGUUGAAGAUGGCCAGAUUCCAGAGAUCAUCUUCUUCACAUAGUGCACCUGGCAGGAAUGGCAGUACUGUGCCGAUGCAUUUAAGACAGACUCCAAAGCAGCGUUGUAACUUAAUCUGUUCCUGAGGACUACAAUUGGGAAACUGUAUGGAUGCCUCAGUAUUACCUCGAGCCAAAGGUUGGUUGGCUCGAGGCAGAGUUGGUUGUGGUAGGGAUGAUCUGCAUAUGUAGGAUUGGAACUGCAUACCUUUGUCAAGUUAUGUGAGUGAGUCUAGAUUUUGAUUUUUUGUCACUGUUACCAUCAGUAGUCAUUAGUGCCCAUACCAUGGAAUGGCAUUGCUUUCCACCUCUCAAGAGUUGUGUGCAAGCAGUGUAGAGCAUCAAGCAGUGACAGAAGGCCUACUGUUAGGAGCGUGUGAAUGCUGGUUUUCGAAAGCGAAUCAAAUGGAAUAGUUAUGGUACUUAGUUGGAUAUAACUUAAUGUUUUUGCAUACUUUUCAAUUACGUUGAAAUAUUUUUCAGAUAGGGAACACAGUUGCACUGGUCUUUAAACUGAAAGACGUCAAAGCACCUUGACCCCCCUUUACUCGAUCUUAAGGUGGGCUUUGUUGGCUUUGAAAUCUACGAGGUUAUAGGUUAACUUGCUAUUUUAUAUGCUUGUUAAACACAAGUAAAGUUUCAGGUGUUUGACAGCAUGCAUUAAGAUAGGGAAUGUUUAAGAGAAUGAUGAAAAAGUUUUAAGCAGAGAUUUAGUUUUUGACUGCAACAUUACUUCAUUAGUGAUUCCUAAACAGCACUAUAUAAUUCUGAAUAUGAAUGAGGAGCAUCAGAAUACAAGGUUCUUUAACACAAAAUGCAUUUGCAUGUUCUCAUUAUUUUCAGCAACAUGAAAUAUAUGUGACCAUGUUUUUCUUUUUUUUUUCUUUUGAGAAGAUAAUGAAGUUAAUGGUAUUUAUUAUGUUUGAAUGUCGUUAAAUAUGUACACACCCCUAGCUCUGGGCAUAGUGGGACCUGUGGGAAAUAAGUGCUGGCAGGUGUUGCUGUGCAUGUAUAUAGAAAUGCUGUUUCACUCUGUGCAGUUGUAAUCACAUUGAUAUACAUGGAAUUGUUGAUGGAUGAACUCGGACAGUACUGCUGACCAAGCCAACUCAAAGGACUGUUGUGCUGCUAUGUGCUGUGGGUGAAUCUCUAAACGUGGUUUUGAAAAAUCUUGCCACAAUGUUAUUGUCAGGAGCACUACAACCUGGACAGUAGUGUGUUUGCUUUUAUUUAUUUGAGUUAUGUUUUGAAAUUUAAUUUCACAGACUGUACCCAACAACUCUGUGUGGAACAUGGCAUAUGGACCGGUGAGCAUUGUGCAGCAUUAUCACUCAGGCACAUGCUUCCCAGUGAAACUUUGUUACUCUACAUAUUUAUGUAUCAGUUGCUCACUUGUAUAUUUUUCAUCUAGUCUCCUGUACCUAUUGCAGGGCUUUCCCUUCUUUGUUCCUUAAAAAAAUAUUUUAAAAAAUCUGCAAUUGCAAGUUGCUUGUUUCCUGAAAUGUACAUUAUAUGCUUUAUCAAACUGA